Messenger RNA from Oxyura jamaicensis (ruddy duck), 11821 nucleotides. It is a transcript of the gene IL1RAPL1, whose product is annotated as interleukin 1 receptor accessory protein like 1. NCBI's taxonomy places the organism in Eukaryota, Metazoa, Chordata, Aves, Anseriformes, Anatidae. The record is from RefSeq and is a predicted model, not a curated record. Gene Ontology annotation, biological process: signal transduction; negative regulation of exocytosis. Bases 1627 to 3762 code for a protein of 711 amino acids. Gene Ontology annotation, molecular function: interleukin-1 receptor activity. The transcript has 13 exons.
AAGCCGUGCCCCGCUGCCCGAGAGUUCGCCCCGUCCCUGGGAAAGCGCAGCGCACCCCGGCGCUGCGGGGGUGCGGCGGGUGGCGCCGGGCGGAGAGAUCCCCGCUGCCGGGGAGUUUCUGGUGGAUCCCCGCGAAGGGCCCUCCCCCACCUCUCCUCCCCCCCCUCAAUAAAUAAAUAAUAAUAAAAAAUAAAAAAUAAAAAAAUAUUUUUUAAAAAAAAUCAGCCUCUGAAAGUCAUGCUUGCAAACCCGGCGGCGGCGAGUACCGAAGCAUCCAUGGGGUGGCAGUAACAGUAUCUUCUUUAUGACUCGCAGCAGAGCGGAGAAUGCAUUCAAUCAAAUGAGCCGGUCUUGUAGAAACGCUGGAAUCAUUUAUGCAUUGCAGUUUCUCUCGCCUCUCUCCCUCUCUUCCUUUGCUCCUUAGGAUAUUUUCGGUGGAUUGUGGUUUUCAAUCAAGAUCUCCUGUUCUUUGCUGAUCACUUGUCAUUUCCACUGGGGAUUCGCAUCAAUCGGGGCAAGCGGACAACCGUUUUUUUUCCUUCCUUUCCCUUUGGAGAUUUUCCUUUUUUUUUUUUUUUUUUUUUUUUUUUUUUCCUCCAACAUCACCCCCGCCCCCCUUUCGGCGCGGCGGCGAGGGUGCUAGGACCCGGGAAGCACCCUCCCCCCGGCAUCCCCCCCCCCCUCCGGCACGGCACCAGGAAACCCCUCCGGACCGCCGAUCUCCGGAUACUUGUGCCUGGCAGCCCGGAUCCGGCCCUCGGCGGCGGCGGCGCUGGACGUGGAGCUGCUCGUGGGGGGCCCCCAGGCCGGUCGCCCCCCUGCCUCCUCUCCCCCCCCUCCCCCGCCGCCGCACCUGGAUGGUACCUCCCGCCGGCGGCGCGGGCACUUUCUGAACUAGGAAGGAAGGGGCGACUCGGAGGGGCGAGGAGGGGGGGGACGCCGCCGAAGUCCGUAUGGAAUUACCUGCGGCCGCGGCGGAUGGAUGGGCGCCGCGUCCCCGGCACUCGCGGCCAGCGCAGCAGCAGCCCCGGGAGUGAACGCGGGGCUCCUCCGGCUGAGUGCGCAGUGUGGCGGCGGCGGUGGUGGUAGUGAGCGGCGCUCACCUCGCUGGACGGAUCGCACCGGAGGGAUAUUUCGGAAGACUCCCGCGGGCAUCACAGCAGAGAGGGGAUUUGAAGAAACAGAGGUUGGAGUUCACUGCCUUUUUAGUCUGCUUGAAUGAUUGAGGAAGGCUAUAAAAAGCCACCUCAAGCUUAAUCUCAUAGCAGCCAAUUCUCACAGUGAGGUCCCUCUGCAUGAAGAGCACACAGCUUGUGUGAUGCCAGACCACCUGCAGAUGCCACCUAAGAGAAAGCAAACAACAGCCCAGUUUUCACUGGGCUAUCCAAACAAUUAAUUUGCUCAAAUCAUAUCAGUUGUGUCAGGUAAUUUUACCUAUGGAUGAAGAAAUUUCUGCACAAAUUCCUGUGAGCCUUUCACAACUCUGUGGAAAAAAUCUUUACCCAUCAGUGAAAUUCCACCGUCUUAACUUCAGAAAACAGAAAAAUAAACUGUUUUUGAGGGAAGCCAGCCUCGUACUAGACAGGAGAUACUAACAGAAAUUUGUAGAAAGAUGUCUUCUGAAUUAUGGGUGUUUGCAUGGUAAAGGGAGCAGCUGUGGAAAGACAGAAAAUGAAAGCUCCCAUUCCAAAUUUGAUUCUCUUGUAUGCUACUCUAACUCAGAGCUUGAAGGUUGUGACCAAAAGAGGAUCAGUUGAUGGAUGCACUGACUGGUCUGUGGAUUACAAGAAAUAUCAAGUUCUAGUGGGAGAACCUGUUCGUAUCAAAUGUGCACUUUUUUAUGGAUAUAUUAGAGCUAAUUAUUCCCUAGCACAAAGUGCUGGACUCAGUUUGAUGUGGUACAAAAGCUCUGGACCAGGAGAUUUUGAGGAACCUAUAGCUUUUGAUGGAACUAGAAUGAGCAAAGAAGAAGACUCCAUUUGGUUCCGACCAACAGUGGUACAAGACAGCGGACUCUAUGCAUGUGUGAUAAGAAACUCAACUUACUGUAUGAAAGUGUCCAUUUCUCUGACGGUGGGUGAAAAUGACACUGGACUCUGCUACAAUUCAAAGAUGAAAUAUUUUGAAAAAGCUGAACUUAGCAAAAGCAAGGAAAUCUCAUGCCCUGAAGUAGAGGAUUUUUUAUUUCCAUUUAGGGAGCCAGAGAUUCUAUGGUAUAAGGAAUGCAAGUCAAAGACAUGGAGAUCAAGUAUUGUGUUUAAAAAGGACACUCUUGUCAUUCGUGAAGUUAGAGAGGAUGACAUUGGAAAUUACACUUGUGAGGUAAAAUAUGGAAUCUUUGUUGUCAGAAGAACGACGGAAUUAACAGUUACAGCACCACUAACAGAUAAACCACCAAAGCUUUUACACCCCUUGGAGAGUAAGCUAACAAUUCAGGAGACCCAGUUAGGUGGUUCUGCUAAUCUAACCUGCCGAGCUUUCUUUGGAUAUAGUGGAGAUGUCAGUCCUUUAAUCUACUGGAUGAAAGGGGAGAAGUUUAUUGAAGAUUUGGAUGAUAGUCGAGUCCGGGAAAGUGACAUCAGGGUUCUCAAGGAACAUCUUGGGGAACAGGAAGUUUCUAUCUCAUUGAUUCUUGACUCUGUGGAAGAAGGAGACCUUGGCAAUUACUCAUGCUAUGUUGAGAAUGGAAAUGGACGCCGUCACGCCAGUAUUCUUCUGCAUAAAAGGGAGCUGAUGUAUACAGUUGAGCUUGCUGGUGGGCUUGGUGCUAUUCUGCUGCUGCUUGUUUGUUUAGUGACUAUCUACAAGUGUUACAAGAUAGAGAUUAUGCUCUUCUACAGGAAUCAUUUUGGAGCCGAAGAACUAGAUGGAGACAAUAAAGACUAUGAUGCAUAUCUAUCCUAUACCAAAGUGGAUCCUGACCAGUGGAGUCAAGAAACUGGAGAAGAAGAAAGAUUUGCUCUUGAGAUCUUACCAGAUAUGCUUGAAAAGCAUUAUGGAUACAAGUUGUUCAUACCAGACAGAGAUUUAAUUCCCACAGGAACCUACAUUGAAGACGUGGCAAGAUGUGUAGACCAAAGCAAACGAUUGAUCAUCGUCAUGACUCCGAAUUAUGUUGUAAGAAGAGGCUGGAGCAUCUUUGAACUGGAAACAAGGCUUCGAAACAUGUUAGUCACUGGUGAAAUCAAAGUGAUACUGAUCGAAUGCAGUGAACUGCGAGGAGUUAUGAACUACCAGGAAGUUGAGGCCCUGAAACAUACCAUCAAGCUCCUCACUGUCAUUAAAUGGCAUGGACCAAAAUGCAACAAGUUAAAUUCGAAAUUCUGGAAACGUUUACAGUAUGAAAUGCCUUUUAAGAGGACUGAACCCAUCACACAUGAGCAGGUUUUAGAUGUCAGUGAGCAGGGGCCCUUUGGGGAACUGCAGACAGUCUCCGCAAUUUCAAUGGCUGCUGCCACCUCCACUGCUCUUGCCACUGCCCAUCCAGAUCUGCGCUCCACCUUUCACAACACAUAUCACUCACAGAUGCGCCAGAAACACUAUUAUAGAAGCUAUGAAUACGAUGUACCUCCUACUGGCACCCUGCCGCUUACCUCAAUAGGUAACCAGCAUACCUACUGCAACAUCCCUAUGACACUUAUAAACGGGCAGCGGCCACAGACAAAAACUAACAGGGAGCAGAAUCCAGAAGAGGCUCACACAAACAGUGCGAUACUGCCCCUCUUGCCACGGGAGACCAGUAUAUCAAGUGUCAUUUGGUGACAGAAAUGCAAGGGGCUAUCCACCCCCUUGAGUAGGAGCUGAGUCUGCAGUCUGGUGCCUGGAACUACAUCCUUGACUGCUGCUGUUAAACAUGCAUUACAAUUGAUAACAUACGAGGAAAAACAGGGUCUUGUACAUAUGUUUUUUGCAAUUUCUUUGUAGCAUUGGUCUUCCUGUUUUACCCAUGUCUCUUCCCAUUCACAUUUUCAAAUUUGUUUUAUAUGUCAUUGGAAUUUGUAUAUUUACAUUUUUUUAAAUGAAGAAACUGCUGUAUAGAUAGGAAACUUUUUUGCUUCAUUAGUAUAGUUUUAGACUUUUUUGUUUGUUUUUAACCUCCCUUGGGAAUGCUUGGACAAAGCUCUGUUGGUUUCAGAAUCACCAUCCAUUUUGUUGGCCUGUCUAGCCUGACUCCUGAAUGCCAUGCCUGCUGCAGUUCACCUGUUUUGGAGAAUAUUUGUUCUUAGAAGGACCCCAUCCCUCACUGAGAGCUCCGGUUUCAUUUCUCCUCUUGUAACAUGCACUGCUUCUUCCCAGCCCUUAUUGUGGUCCCAUUUGGGAUACCGCAGUCUGAUCAUCUGGCAUUUAACUUCGUAGAAGCCUAUCAAACAAGAGAAUAUACCCAAUCUGUAUCAGUUGCUUCACAGUAGUCACUAGAGUGUGUAGAAAAUAGAGAUGGUUUGGUUUUUGUUUUCUUGUUUGUUUGCUUUAUGUUGUUGUUAUUGUUGGUUUUGUUUUGUUUUAAGAAUGAGUCAAUUGUACCCCAUUUAUAAAUAUAAAAGCAAACCUUAUUUUUAACACUUCCUGGAAAAGUAUUAAUAUGGCUGUGGAUUUUAUUUUUAAGCAUUUGACUUUUUCUUUUCCCCUUUUCAAAAUCCUGCAAAUAAGAUCAUUUGCAGCCUUCAGGCAAGUAAGACAAAAGAGAUAAUAGUCCCUGAAGUGCAGUGAGUCCUGAUGAUAUUUACAAUGAUGAAUUCCAAACCAAAGGGGAAUAAAAAGGAAGUAUCAUAUGUUUGUCACUUUGUAUUUAAGUGUUAUUUUCUGAAAAAGUAAGAGCAAAACAUUAUUUUGCUGUUGAUUGCAGAGUCAAUUUAAUGUUUAAAAAAAUGUAUUUGCUUUAAAAUGAUAUAUUCUAGAUUAAGAAAUAUUCUUUUAUUUGGUUUUAGCUUGUAACAAAAAGUAAAACUUAAUUACAACAUGAUUUCAGUUAAGUACUCAGGCAGAAAAAAAAAGAAAAAAAAAAAAAGAAAACCAACAAAUAUCAUUGUUUUCAGAAUAAACUUUAUUUAUACAAAAUUAAUAUUUAAAUCAGACCUGGAAGUAUUAAAACACUUUAUUCACUUUAAUGAUUAAAUAAAUUAGUUUUAUUUUUAUGUAUGAUUCUGUCUUUGAGGAGUUGCAAAUAAUGUGUGUAUCAUGGCUUCAAGAGAAGAAACAAGCCACUAUGUUUACAUCUGGACAUUUUUAAGACAAAUGAAAUAAGCAUCUUACUUAUAUUUUAAAUAAUGGAAAAAUCCUUUCUGGUUUGAAAAGCAGCAUGGAGCACUGUCAUAGUUGGAUGAGUUAUUUAGGCCAAGCUCUCUGUUAGUCUCUGCUAAAAGACACAGAGGAGCUGGGGCAGAGUGCAGCACUCUCUAUAGUCAUGGGUUUGAUUGACUCUGGCAGAAUUGUAACUGAUAUCCUCACAGACAAACAUUAUAGUCUAUUUCUGAAAUUAAUUAGCUUUAGGUAUUUUUAUGGUAGCUGACUGAUACUGGCCAAUAUAAUGGAUUUGUGGUGGUUGUUCAUCCUAAUCAUCUCAAGGAGAAAAGUACAGCUUAUAAUAUUUUGGUCUUUCUUAAUGAGAAGUGAUGGGUAGAGAGCAGGUAAGCUGCAGUUUGGGGGAUGUUUGUGGAAGUAAUCCAGAACUGACAAUGUGGGAGGAAGUAGCUAUGAUCCUGUUGUGAAAGUCAAGAAAUCUAAGUAUCUGCAUAACAAGCUAAUAGAGCUUUGGGAUGGGCUCUGCUUUUGUUUGCUAUAAAAUGUUCAUUUCUCUGACAAUUUGCUUAAGUCCUUUUCUACAAUCUGUUCUUUAUCAUGGUAUCUCCCACUGGACAUGUGCCAAAUGUCCACAGAAUGGAAACAAAGCUGCCAACCCUGAUAAAAAUUUAAGACAGCUUUGCACAUUUGGUUUUCAUAAUGUAAGAAAGCUAUUAUUUAUUUGCUCUUAUGGACACCUGACAGACAUCGAUGACAUUUUUCUUCAUUCAGCUGAAUGCCAAAUACCCCAGUACCCUCUAAAAGCAGUGCAUUAUUUAUUAUUAUUAUUAUUAUUUCCUUUUCUCUGCCUUUUACAUGUCCUGUGGUAAAGACUGGAUUGUGGAAUAAGUGUAGAAUGUAACUAUCUGACCAGAGUCACAUUUAGGCAGCAUUAGGUAGGUGUUUCCUUAGCCACAUGGAGAGUACUUUUCUGUUCUAUUUUAUGUAGAUUUAAGCACUUUGAAUAGCAUGAUUCAGGGACUGAUGGAUACCAUUUGAUAUUCAUACUACUUAAAAAAAUAAUCUUAUAAUGUUUUGUCAUAAUAUUAAACAAAAGACAAAAAUAAAAAGUAAAAAAAUAAAAAUAAAUGAAGAAGCUGUCUAUGGCUUCAGAGACAUUCCUCCUUAGUAUUACUCCUCUAUGAACAGCUUUGUGUGAGAAACAGUGAAGGAAAUUCUUGUGUGUUCACAUGCUCUAUGUUUGACAAAAAAUUGUGUUGGAACACAAAAUAAAAUGAGGGGAAAAGAAACAACAACUCAUUGCCCUAGUGUUUAGGCUCCAUUUUUUAUUGGUAAAGAUGUUCCAGUUUUGGCAAUGCAGUCUGAAGUGUGCACACAAUAGCCACAUGUAAGGUUUAGCCAUAAACAAAUAGCACUUUAUUUUUAAAACUGCACAUCGUGAUGGUUGGUAAAACUUACUCUGCCUGGUCAACAGCUUCGGGUAUGCAUGUGGAUUCUAUGCACAUGUUACCCAAGUGUGGUGCUUUGUCUUUAUAAGGCUUUCUCUUAUCAGGGUAAUCCUCAAUGUACAACUAAAGAACUGUAUUGCACAACCUAUGGAAAAUCAGUGUAUAGGUCCUCCAGGCAGUACACGUAGCUGGACAUAAAUGGAGUUCUGUAUGGAAGGCUGAUAAUUAUUCUGAAGGCAAAGUGCAUUGCUGGGUCUGAUUCUGUUUGCAGUUGCAGAAAUAUGACUUGAGAAUAAAUCUAAUAAAGCUGAAUGAGUGUAAGAUGGAUUUGUGUGAGAGAAGGAAAUUGGAAAAGCAAAGAGAAAAGGAUUUCAUAUUUGCUGGCUGUGACAAACUAAAAUCUUGGCCACAAGGAAAGCAGCAGCAAAAUAUCCUCUGAAUUUUUAGUAGGGACCCAGUCCUCACCUGGCAGCCAACAUCAAACAUUUCAAAUGUGAUCUGGUUUAGAGUUAAGAACAGCUAGCCUUAUAUGAAAACUAAAAUAUUUCUAUUACUGCACAGCUGUGAAAAUCAUGUGUGUGUUACAUAAUGGGUGAUGAUCAGCUUCAAAAUAAUUAGAAAGCCUGUUAUACCUGCCUGAUUAAAAUUUUCAAAGUUUUACUUGAAUGUUGUCCACUAAUGACACAUUUAAAUUAUAGAUAAAGCAAUGAGAUUUGGGGAAAACUGGCAGGUACACAGGCUUCUUUCAAAACAAGCUUAAGGAAACUUUAAUUAAAAUCCAAAAAGGAAAAAAAAAAAAAAUAGAUUGGUAAAGUACAAUAAAAAUAUAGGAUAAAAGGCCAAUGGAGAAUAAAGGUCAAAACACCCACCUGUUUCUUUACUUUUUUUUUUUUUUUUUUUUUUUUUUUUUUUCCUAUCAUGCAAUGCUUUGCACUCUGGCUGACCUACAUAAAUAAACUGUCUUUUAUGGGGCCCAUCCAGAGAGAUCAGCAACACAAAUAUAUCGCAUGUGUCUAAUAUAGUUCUGAAUUUUAUUCUUGCCAGUAGUCUAGCACAGAGAGUUUCUGGUGCAUCUGCUAUUGUCAUGAUAUAGAGGAUGGCAGAAAUCAGUUAGUGCUAAAAAUAAUAAUAAUAACAAUCUCUGCUUAGUUUAUUAUCCAGAGUAGCUAUAUCCCCUCACACAUGCCCUGUAUCUUAUUUGCCAUUAUUAGAACACUUUUUUUCUAGACCACUUCUUAUAUGAGCAAGAGAUUAAUUUGGCUGAAAUCAGAAAAAUGUAAGCAAUAUCAUAGCAAUGAUUCAGCUUGUAUAAUGACUACUUUUCUUUUCUAUCAAUUACAGCUCUUCACCUCCUAAAUAAUCCACUGACUGGAGGUUGGAGAAUGGACAUCUGAGACAUUGUCUGUCAUUUGAGGUUCAUUAGAGGGGGUUGUACACUUGAUUUAGCAGCAAUACCAAGUUGUCACUUAUGAUGUCAUUUUGCUGGGCUAUUUCCCAUCAACUCUGGCUGCAACCUCAAAGAAGAUGUGCUGGCAGCAUCACUUUCCUCCAGCUGGCCUUUGAUUGAUGGUCCAGAACUUGGAGCUGUUGCCCUGGGGAGUAAAUCUGAUAGAAAUGUUUCUGUUAUCAAGAGUUUUCCUACACUUUUUUUGUUUGUUUAAAUUCUGUUUGAGACAAAGUCUGAUCUUUGCUCUGCAUUAAUAAGUUCUGUGGGUGGGAGGUCAAGAGUCUGCUGAGUUAUCUGGUAGUCAGAACAGAAAUUACAAAGGCAGGCCUGAGACAUUGUUUGAAAAAUGUUUACAUUUUGUAGAUAAUCAGAUAAUUAAUAAGCACAUUGAGACUUAGAGCUGAUAAAAAUAAAAUAAAAAAGGUGUCCCUUUUGUUAUUACAACCAGACUCAUUCCAAGAGCAUACAUUACAUAAAAAAGCCAAUACCCUAAAUAAUGUAAUUUCAGAAACAUUCAAUAGUCAAUGGAAAUAUUUUUAUUUUGGUGGAUUAUGAGUAAUAUGAUUCUCUAGGAUCUAAAUGGUAUAUGAAAUAGGUAAUCUUUAUCUAGUUGCAGAGAGUACAGAUACCUCUCUGUACUAGCAUGAGGAAAACAAUUAGAAGUGAAAUAUGAGAGCUAAGAACUUGAUGGAGAUAUUCUUGAUACUUUUUUGUUUGUUUUAUUAAGACUUAUCUCUUAUCAGUCAAAGAAUGACAGAAGAGACACAAAAAAAUACUCCAGAAAUGAAAUGGAUGUGUUUUUAACCUUCUUUUUCUCCCUUUUCUCAAAUUUUAGAUGUCUCUCUGCCCUCCUUGCCAAUCAUCCAGAAAUAUAUAUAUAUAUAUGUACACCUACCAAACCCAUGGUCCCCAGCACAUUUACAGGUGUGUAGGGCAGUUCAACCUGACAUGAGAGGCUGCGCAGACCUAGAGCACCCACACAGGGAAAGGGAGAGCACAGGGUAAUUUGUCUCUUACGCUUAGUUACCCCUGUGUCAGGCAGGUGUAGAAGAAACUACAGUCUCAAUACAUUGCCAUUCUUCUCCUACUAUAGAGAACACACAGAGGAGGUGUCAGUAGACCUUAAGGACAGCAAUAGCAAAUGUGAGUGCCAUCAGCAAGGCUAAACCCAGGCCCCUUAUGGCAAAACAGCAAUAAGAGAAGAAACAGCUGGCAGCAUUUCCAAUUUGUUCAGUGUGCAAAGUGAAAACCAGCAUUGAGCCUAGAAAGAGGUUAAUUUAGAUGGUUAGGGUGCAGUAACUAAAUGACAAUUUGAGGAAACUGCUGUAUGGAUCAGAUAGCACCACAACGGGAUCCCUCACAGCAGCUCCCAUCCCAUCCCAUCCCAUCCCAUCCCAUCCCAUCAUCUCAUCCUCUAUUUGCCAUGCAGGCUGUGUUAAAAGUGUAAGCACAAAAAGUUUGUCUGGGAUACAUGUGAAAAGUCUUUGCAGAGAUAUUUAGGGGAAGUAGAUGUCUUCUCUCCUGUGAAGAAAUUUGCAAGAGCAAAGACAUGAUUUAAAUAUAUAAGUAUAUAUUUAUACUCAUUUCACACACUAUUUUUUACAUCUCUGUAUGGUGCUCAUGUGAAGCAACAACCCAAUACUUUCCUGAUCUUCCUGAUCUUCCUGUAAAGUGGAAAAAAAAAAAAAAAAAAAAAAAAAAAAAAAGUUUUAAAAGGUCAUUUAUGGGUUCACAAUAUCGUCACCCAUGCAUCUGCAAUAAGCUCCAGGGUAUGAACACACAUUCAUAAAUAAACAGAUAAAAAUAAAAACAAAGCAAAGUAAAAUAGCAAUGUAAUUGCUAAUCUCUAUUUCAACCAACUUUUAAGGACUUCUUUUUUCAAAACAGGAUGUUUUCUCUUGGAGUUUUGUCAGAAGUUAUGUGAGAGACAGUUUUAAAUUUUCUUUUCAUUGUUUGCGUGACAGGUAAAUCACAGGGAGAUUAUAGUUGUUUAUAUAUAUAUAUAUAAAGUCACAUUAUUCACCGUAAGUUUAACACACAAAUGGUAAUGAAUUUACAGACUUAGAAGAAAUUGUUUGCCAGAGCUAAUGCUCUCUGGUGAACAGCACACUACAACUCUAAUUAAGUUCUUAGGGACAUUAUAGUAGACAAUUUAAGCGAUUCAUAUUAUAUGUGCAACUUCAGCAUCACAUUAGAAGGAUGUACAUUUGUCUUCUUAAAACCCAGGUAACUUCAAAUGGAACAAUUACAUAAAUACAAAGCAGAGAGGAAAAUAGACACAUAGCUGUCUCUUCAUCUGUCUUAGCAAAAUUGCUCAGUGACAUCAGGCUUUCUUUGAGAUCACCAACUUAUGACUACCUUUGCAAAACACAGGAAUCUCUGCAAAAAAAUGCAGACAUCUGGGGCAAAGCUGUUGCAAUAAGCACACACAGAUACCCAAACACACUUUAUACUUUGCUAUACUACACAUAGCUAUUUUAACUUGUAAUAAUUUAAUCAUAGAACAAUACAACAAAAUAAACUAAGUAGCCUUUCCAUAAAAAAUCAGGGAAGUCCCAAACAGCUGAAUUUGUUCAAAGGACCAUAUCCUCCAUAUGCUGCAAGAUGAAAAAAAUUUGUAACCAGGCCAUUGCUAGGUUGCACUGUAACAGAGUCAGGCAGCUGGAGGUGACACAAUAUGAGAAGUGUAGUGAAGAUGUUUCCUGGUCAUGUCAUAAUGGUACAUGACUACCAACUAGUCCUGAUGUCACAGGAGAUUACAAACCUCCUUUGCAUAUAGGACACUAGAUACACAAAUUUCCCAGGUACUUCCUUCCCUUCUUGGGUGCUAUCUGAAGCCAUUUGUAUAAUCUUGCUGGAGGUAGAAAAAGAUCCAAAUGACAUUUUCUACCUACAUCUGCCAGAAUUCCUGUCAUGGUCUAUAACAAUUAGAUCUGUUCAGUUCAUCUCCUAUUUUCUCUUCUGUUUUUUCCACUUACAGUCUCAUUUUUCAUCUCUCAAACAAGAGAUUAUUAAUAGCAUUCAGUGCCACAUAGGAAAUAUCAUUACCUUAUGUAUUAAUACCUUAUGUAUGUAUUUACUCUUAGAUAUUUUUGCAGAGAGAUAAACAGCAGCAAAGGCACAUGAAAUGACACUUGCAAACUUGAUCUUUAUGUAACAUUGAAGAAAAAUUCCUUGUUCUUUCAUCUUGGACAUGUUACUUUCUAUGCAUCUUUCAGGAUCAUGGUAAAGAGCAAUCUAGAGUAUAAAGGUUUGGGGACAGACUGAGGAACACGUGAAUAUUAUUUUCAAAGUUGUUUUCAUUCCUUAUUGCUCUCCGUACUGUCUGUUUUGUUUUGUGUUGUUUUCCAUAAGGGAACAGACAGCAGGACUGAGAUACCAUUGCACUACAUUGGAUUAGUGUUGUCAUAGCCACCUUAAAAAGAAUGGGGUUCAGCUCCAGAGAACUGGAGCGCAGUAGUCACUCGGCUGGAAAUCUCCUACCUAGUCUUCUCUCAUCUGUUCAAUGAGCUGCUGGAUUUUCUCUGCUCCCACUUCAGUUCUGCUCCACCACAGACUCUCUAUUAAGGAGGUUUCAAAAGGGAAAAUAGUGCUUUCAGGUGCUUCUCUCCAAAAUGCUUGAUCUCAGACAUGGUGAGCCUUCUGCUAUACAUACUCACAGAGAGAUCCAUUUUCUGUGAAAAAAAAA